UGCCAGGAUUACAGGCUGGAGCCUUAUAACUUUAGAUGAUGAGUAUUCACUCAACAUUUUUUCUUCUCCUCCAUUUAUUUUGGAAGAUUGGAGCUGCUGCCCAACCUACUGGCGUUUAUUUCAGUCUAGCUGCUACUUUAUUUCCACAACGAAGCAAUCUUGGACAGAGAGUAGGACGAACUGCUCUGUGAUGGGUGCCAACCUGGUGGUGAUCAACACUGAGGAUGAGCAGAAUUUCAUCGUCCAGAAUCUGAAUACAGAUUCUGCCUAUUACAUGGGGCUGUCGGAUCCAGCGGGUUGGAGACAUUGGCAGUGGGUUGAUCAGACAUCGUACAAUGAAAGCCUCACAUUCUGGCACGUGGAUGAACCCAAUAACCCUGAAGAGCGCUGUGUUGUAGUAAACCUUCGUCAGUCUUCAAAAAUUUGGGGCUGGAAUGAUGUUCAUUGUGACAAACCUCUGAAGUCAAUUUGUGAGAUGUUGAAGAUCUACUUAUAG
Carlito syrichta (Philippine tarsier) is the source of this 496-nucleotide messenger RNA. Its product is annotated as C-type lectin domain family 4 member C. NCBI's taxonomy places the organism in Eukaryota, Metazoa, Chordata, Mammalia, Primates, Tarsiidae. The record is from RefSeq and is a predicted model, not a curated record. The annotation marks the transcript as partial. The transcript has 3 exons.